Molecule: messenger RNA, 399 nt
Organism: Cannabis sativa
Lineage: Eukaryota; Viridiplantae; Streptophyta; Magnoliopsida; Rosales; Cannabaceae
Exons: 1
Coding region: 1-399 (132 amino acids)
Source: RefSeq, a predicted model, not a curated record
AUGUCACCGUAUAGGUUGGUGUAUGGAAAAACCUAUCAUCUGCCGGUGGAGUUGGAGCAUAAGGCCUAUUGGGCAAUGAAGAUCCUGAACAUGGAUUUAGCAGCUGCAGGAGAGAAGAGACUGUUACAAUUAGAUGAGCUGGAAGAAUUCAGAAAUGAAGCGUAUCAGAAUGCAAGGAUAUACAAGGAAAGGACAAAGAAAUGGCAUGACGAAAAUUUGGUUAGGAAGGAAUUUCAACCCGAGCAGCAGGUCUUACUUUUUAACUCAAGGUUGAAACUUUUUCCUGGCAAAUUGAAGUCAAGAUGGUCGGGACCGUUUAAAAUGGUUAAGGUAUUCCCAUAUGGAGCGGUGGAACUGAAAGGCGAGAGUCCAGAAACUUUUAAAGUUAAUGGACAGUGA